AUGACUAUCCUUGGAGUGGGAGUUGAUGUCCUUCAGUUGUCCAGAAUCACAUCACUGAUGAGCCGUCGGACUCCCGAACGCAUGGCCCUCCGCAUCCUCAAUUCACACGAGCUCAGGCUUUGGAGUGCACUCCCACCUGACGGUGCACAAAGGAUGCGCUAUAUUGCUGUCAGAUGGGCAAUCAAGGAGGCGGCAUACAAGGCGAUCUACCAUGUGGUCAAGCCGACAUGGAAAGAACUCUCGUAUAGGACGAUUGAGGGACAGGGAUCCAAACCCUUUCUCAUAUACGAACCUUUAGAUAUAACAGAAGCGGUCAAGUUAGGGCAACUGCAUGCGUCAGUGAGUCACGACGGGGACUAUGUUUUUGCGACGGUAAUUGCAGAAGCAAGGGAAGAUGCACUUUCGUAUGUAAGCAGAUAUCUCAACCUUCGACCAUUGCACGAGCGUGCCAGGUUGACACUGUCUUAG
Molecule: messenger RNA, 468 nt
Organism: Heterobasidion irregulare TC 32-1
Lineage: Eukaryota; Fungi; Basidiomycota; Agaricomycetes; Russulales; Bondarzewiaceae
Exons: 2
Coding region: 1-468 (155 amino acids)
Biological process (GO): fatty acid biosynthetic process
Molecular function (GO): magnesium ion binding; holo-[acyl-carrier-protein] synthase activity
Source: RefSeq, a predicted model, not a curated record